Messenger RNA from Anastrepha ludens (Mexican fruit fly), 1876 nucleotides. RefSeq names its product farnesol dehydrogenase-like. The transcript is spliced from 2 exons. Bases 821 to 1600 code for a protein of 259 amino acids. The record is from RefSeq and is a predicted model, not a curated record. Lineage: Eukaryota; Metazoa; Arthropoda; Insecta; Diptera; Tephritidae.
GUCAAUGAUGCAGAGUCAUGCACUUCUGAACCACAGCCACCCAAGGGACGCUUAGCGCGUUAUUUUAAAUUUUUUUUUUUUCAAUUUAAUACGAGGCAGCUCAACUGAAAAAAUGUGUACUUUUUUUGGGUUUUCCCGUCAACAAUUUAAUCAGCUCUUCGUAAAACUUGGAAAUUGUUACUGGUUUGGCGUUUAUGUACUUUUUCGAUAUUUUUCGCUCUGAGUCCGAAUUCUCGGAAAUUAAGUUACUGCUAAGUUAGUGAAUAAUUUUUACAUGAACAGACAUAUACAUACAUAUAUCCCCAAAUUAUCCGCACCAAUAACCUCCUCGUUUUUAGACUGCCGCUGAAAUACUUUUAUUUCAGUGCGCCUUGCCAAAUAUGCUUCCGGUCAAGUUCAAGAACCCAAAAUCGAAACCUGCUCCAGUUUAGCGUAAAUUAUAGCUCGUGCGCAAUAAUGGCGCAUGAAUAAUUUGGUAUUACAAGUGAAUGCAUUUCACUUGCUUUCGUUUUUUAUGAUUGUUUUUUGCUCAACUUUCGGCCGCCGCAAACUGUGCAAUACUGCCGAAAGCAAGCGGCGAUCACAUUCACAGCUUGCACAAUCGCUUGGCGGUAUGCGCAGCGCGUUGAAGUGAGCUUUAUAAAUCAGCAGGCGCAACAAAAACAAUAACAAUGAAAAACUGAUUUAAGUGCUGCAAUCGUACGCUUCCACUUUAGUAUCCCAGCGCUAAGCGCGCGCUGCACAACGGUAACGCGCCUCGAAAAACCAAAGUAACGCAUCUACUUUCACACAUUCAAUUAUUUCCUUUUCCGCCAACGCAAUGGAACGCUGGGUGGACAAAGUGGCAGUGGUCACAGGUGCUAGCUCUGGCAUUGGCUGGGCCAUCGCGCAGGACUUACUCAAAUCGGGCAUGAUAGUGAUUGGAUUCGCGCGCCGCCUGCAACAAAUGGAGGAGCUUAAGGAGGAGUUGGAUGCUUCCAUACGUGAACGUUUCUAUCCACGCUCCUGUGACUUGACUGUGCUGCCCUCGGUAAAGAGCAAUUUCCAUUGGAUUGAGCAACGUUUCCAUCGCCUGCAUGUGCUCAUCAACAACGCUGGCAUGGUGGAGAUGACCAAAGUGCUGGAGGAGGGCAAUGAGGCCACGCUGAAACAAGUGAUCGAUGUCAACUUAAUGGGCACAGUGAAUUGCACAAAGCAGGGUUAUAGGCUGAUGCAGGCCACCAUGGCACAGGGCGAAGCGUGUCACAUAGUGACUGUAAACAGUCUAUUGGGUCAUACUGUGCCACUACACAUACCAGAGUGUGGCUUAAAUUUGUAUCCGGUGGCGAAACACGCGCUGUGUACACUGCAUGAGGUUUUGCGGCGAGAGCUCUUUCCGCACAAGCUGAUCCGUUUGUCGUCCAUUAGUCCUGGCUUGACGCGCACGGAUUUUGGUGGCGCGCCAUCCGAUGAUGAGAAAAAAAAGUGGGAGGAAUUAAUUGAACCGGACGAAAUUUUGCUGCCCGAGGAUGUGGCGCGCGGCGUUAAUUUUAUACUCUCUUCACCGCCGCAUGUGACUAUAGCUGAUUUGCUGAUGGUGCCGGCGCGCGAGAAGUAUUGAAUGCCAUACUUUAAUGGCGGCAAAUACUUUUUUAAAUGCAUAAAUUUUAAGUCUAUACUAAAUUAACUAAAAAACAAAAGGGGUAAUAAAUAAUAAUUAAAAUAUUUGCAAAUUUAUUAAUCAGAUUUUUUUUUUUUUUUUUCUACUUUUUACUUUAGUUCACACAAUUAAUUUUAUGCGUGUAUUCAUUUUUUUUUACAAAAACCGCAGCUGGGUAUUCAAGAAUGGAAAAACGGUAAUCAGACUGGUUCUAUAAUUCACUUUGUCAAUUAUAGU